GUCCUUAUAUGGGUCAAUCCUGUUAUGCAAAACAUUUUCAUGUCCCUAUCACAUUUUAAAUAGGCCUGUAUUGUGUAAAUAUAGUUGCCUGAGCUUGAAAAUAUGGGUUAAUCUUCACAAAUAUGCUUCUAUUUUGUGUUGCAGAGUUCAUGAGGUGCCGCAUAGCAGAUCUGACACUUAAAGCUCAUUUAUAUUUCCCGCCGCGUGCCUUUGACACGCAGAGGAAACGUCACUACGAGAGAUCAGCACCUUGGACAGCGGCGCCCGUCAAAAUUCAGCAUUCUUGGAAUCUCCCACGGGAGAAUGGAGCAGGAGCGCGCACGGCAGCGACACGUUUGUAAAUGAAUCGUUUUGAUUGGGCGAGAGCGCGCCUUGGAAACAAGCGCCGUAUGUUGACGGCAGAACGUCCAUUUCGAGGAUGAAUCAGAGGGGAGCAGCAUCAACAUCACAUUACGAUCCAAAGCAGCAGCAGCUCAGACUAACUACUACACCCUGCGAAGAAGUAAAAUAGGCGAACCUGCGCACGGUGCCUUUUAUAUUUCCGUUCUGGAGGCCCCAUCUUCCUUUGAACGUGGCGAGGAACCAUAUCGGCCGGGAGGGUUGAUGGUGGUGAACUUCAGAUGGAGCCAAGAUGCUUGCAUUUUCCCCCAGCUCUUCAGAAAAUACUGCCAUUAUUAUUGCUGUUUCUAAAACACCAACCUAAUGGAUUGUUUUGAGCUCUGCGUUUGGGAUGGGAGGUGGCGUUGGAAUUUGUCGAUUGGAAGGUGCACAAGGAAAUGAUGUGAAAGCUUCGUCAUGACGCCUCUGAUGAACAAUAAACAAAACUAUAGGAUUGCACCCGAAGCCAACUUCCAGCUCUUUUGGAUUAUGUUUUUAUGCUGAAGGAUCCCCCGACGAUAACUGUAUGUGGCAGCGAUGCUCUGAAAUGCCAUUUUGCAUCUUCCUUGUCUCUCAUCCGUGCGUCCAGGCUUUGGAUUGCUGGGAGUUUAUGAAAAUUACAUCUCUUUAGACAUGGAACAAUGCAUUGCUGGCUAUUUAUUGCAAUACCAUUUGCUUUUUAUUGUCAUCCUCUCGCCCUAUCAUGAUUGUAUCAGAGAAACAACAUCGGCCCUAACAGGCACAUACAUAAGCCCAAAGAUUUUUCUGUCCAAUUACCUUUGGUUUGGACACUUUCCUCUGAGACUUCAGGGUAGCAACUGCGUUUCUGUCAAAUAAAAUAUUAAUAAUAGGCCUGAGGUGAUCAAUAACAGCAACAACAAUUAUAAUAAUACUAAUAAAAACAACAACAUUAAUAAUGCAUAAACAUAAUAAUAUGAUAUAAUAAUAACAACAAUAAUUAGUAAUAAUAUUCACACAUAUAUAUAAAUCAAUACAAAUUAAAUUCCGAAAAAAAUAAUAAUCACCCCUUUCGCAAACCAUAAAAAAAUUAACUUAAGCCAUACGACAUACUCAUGUAGUCAAACAUGUUCAAGAACCGGAUCCGCAUGUUUUUUAACGAACUGAAGGUGCUGGUUUUCAUGCGAUCCGGUUCUGGACGCUCCGACAGUGACGCAGAGCCGAACAGACCCAGCAGCAGCAUGAGGGGGCUCGGGAUGGGCGGCUGCGGUUGGCCGCCCUUCGCUGACUGCUCCAGCCGCGACGACGAGGAAGAAUACUACGGAAGCGACCCCAGGCCCAGGAGUCUGGCGUUUGAGGAGAAAGACCCGAGACUGCAGGCGGGCCUGGACGCGGUCAGCCUCUCCAGCAGCACGGGCAGCGGCAUGAGAACACCUCAGUGUCGAAUCUGCUUCCAAGGGCCCGAGCAGGGGGAGCUGUUGAGCCCAUGCCGCUGCGACGGCUCCGUGCGCUGCACCCACCAGCCCUGUCUGAUUCGCUGGAUCAGCGAGAGAGGCUCCUGGAGCUGUGAGCUCUGCUACUUCAAGUACCAAGUCCUGGCCAUCAGCACCAAGAACCCUCUGCAGUGGCAGGCGAUUUCUCUGACGGUGAUUGAGAAGGUGCAGAUCGCUGCCAUUAUCCUGGGCUCACUCUUCCUCCUCGCCAGUAUCUCGUGGCUGGUGUGGUCUUCUCUCAGCCCGUCGGCCAAGUGGCAGCGCCAGGACCUGCUCUUCCAGAUCUGCUACGGCAUGUACGGCUUCAUGGACAUUGUGUGCAUAGGCCUCAUAAUCCACGAGGGCUCAUCCGUGUACAGAAUCUUCAAGCGAUGGCAGGCUGUAAACCAGCAGUGGAAAGUACUGAACUAUGAGAAGUCGAAGGACUUGGGAGACCCGGUGAGCUCCAGCAGUAAGGCAGGCAUCCGCGGUGCACGCAGCACCCCUCACGGCCUGGCCAGCGGCAGCAGGGGGCGCCAGCGAGUGCGCCGGCUAAGGACUAUCCUCAACCACCACUGCGGCUACACCAUCCUCCACAUCCUCAGCCAGCUGCGGCCCAGCGACACGCGGCUCGGGACCGCCACCAACCGCGAGGUGGUGAUGCGGGUCACGACCGUAUGAGGUCGGAGACAGAAACAAACACGAAUUUUAGGCUCCAAAAGACGCAAUGAUCACGAUUUUCCUUGCAUAACGGACAAGAAUGCACACAAACAAUGCGUAGGACAUUGGCGCCAUUAAUUCCUGGAGUUUCUGUUGGCGAGACUCUCUCAUGAUCUAGCACACUAUUGCAUUUUUUAAGUUGGGUUUCCUCGACGGUGUUGUUUUUUUACCGAUACGGUUU
Messenger RNA from Carassius auratus (goldfish), 2709 nucleotides. Its product is annotated as E3 ubiquitin-protein ligase MARCH9-like. Gene Ontology annotation, biological process: protein ubiquitination. Gene Ontology annotation, molecular function: ubiquitin-protein transferase activity; zinc ion binding. The transcript has 4 exons. NCBI's taxonomy places the organism in Eukaryota, Metazoa, Chordata, Actinopteri, Cypriniformes, Cyprinidae. The record is from RefSeq and is a predicted model, not a curated record. The coding region runs from base 1464 to 2489 and encodes 341 amino acids.